AACUGACGAAGAAUGUGACGGAACCACAUAUAUUGGAGAUAUUCGGGAGUUUCGGGGAGAUUCAGAGCGUCGAUCUUCCCAUGAACCAUACCUUUAUGGCAAACAGGGGUACGGCGUAUAUUCUCUACCACGAUCCCGCAGACGCAGAAGCCGCCAUUGCACAUAUGCAUGAAGCCCAGCUGGACGGGGCGGUAUUGAAUGUGUCUAUCGUACUACCAAAAAGAGCAUUCUCCCGUUCACCCCCCCGGGUUUUAAGUACGAGGGGGAAACACGGACGUCAGAGACAUCCUCCAGGGCGACAUGCGGACAACCGUUCUCCUCGCCAUUCGCCAUACCAGCAACGAGCUUCCCCUCCGCGGGCGUAUGGUCGAGCUCGGCCCAUGGAAGGGCACGACUUAUAUCGACCCCGAUCACUUUCCCUUUCUCGGUCUCGAUCUCCUCAAGGCCCUCGUUCGUUUUCUUCACGUUCCCCAUCGGGAUCCCCUCAUAGGAAAAGGGUAGGUGCACAGAAAGACAGCCCACGACGAGGCAGACGCCGCAGCCCAAGCUACAGUAGCUACGAUUACAGCAGUCGUAGUAGAAGCCGGGCCCACAGUAGAGAUAGGGGGCGCAAUUAAAAUGGUCCGUUAAGGAGGUAAACUAUGGCAGCAUUACGUAAGGAUUUACGUUCGCAUCAUGGUAGGAAAGCUACCUCCAAUAUCAUUAUUGAUUGGACGAAUGGGUUUACCUUACUAACCCUUGCUUGUCGGACUCGGGGUAGAUCCCCAUUUGAUAAUCUAUUCCGGUCGGUGAUGAAUAGUGUUCAGUCAUUGGGCCCACGGAUUACGGAGCUGCGUUACCU
Messenger RNA from Aspergillus versicolor CBS 583.65, 841 nucleotides. RefSeq lists its product as uncharacterized. NCBI's taxonomy places the organism in Eukaryota, Fungi, Ascomycota, Eurotiomycetes, Eurotiales, Aspergillaceae. Gene Ontology annotation, cellular component: cytoplasm; ASAP complex; nucleoplasm. Gene Ontology annotation, molecular function: nucleic acid binding. The transcript is spliced from 2 exons. Gene Ontology annotation, biological process: mRNA splicing, via spliceosome. The record is from RefSeq and is a predicted model, not a curated record. Bases 81 to 617 code for a protein of 178 amino acids.